Molecule: messenger RNA, 5929 nt
Organism: Labeo rohita (rohu)
Lineage: Eukaryota; Metazoa; Chordata; Actinopteri; Cypriniformes; Cyprinidae
Gene: diaph1
Product: protein diaphanous homolog 1
Exons: 27
Coding region: 484-4209 (1241 amino acids)
Biological process (GO): actin filament polymerization; actin cytoskeleton organization
Cellular component (GO): actin filament; cytoplasm
Molecular function (GO): small GTPase binding; microtubule binding; actin binding
Source: RefSeq, a predicted model, not a curated record
ACCUGCCCAACACACACAGGAAGAGAGAAAGAGAGAAAGCGGAAAACUUCAGUUGAUCUUCUCAUGGUAGUUCUUUCGAUUUGAGGACUUUACCAUGACGCGCCAGGAUUUUAUAUCAAUCUUCAGAGGAUUUCGUGACAGCUCUAUAGAUUGACAGCGUAGAACGAUAGGGUUUAGAGACUUAACGCAUAGUUUGUUUAUUCGCGAUCGAGAUAAACUUGCGCCAAAACGCGCGUUCGGACGCGGAGACUUGUGCACGGAGAUCAGCGCGGGCGCGUUGCUGAGUCGCGAAAGGUCCAAAACCAGCACACUUUUGUGAUCCGGGCUUCAGGGUUCAAACUUCCCUCCUUUUCCUUUGUGCCGGAGGACGAGCGCAGGCCGGCGGCGCGCAGCAGCAGCAGCACCAGGCCGCGGGUAAAGACGCCCUGAGCGGGCGUGCGAGGAUCCACAUUUGAGGAAUAUAAGUGAUUUUGCAAAACAAAAAUGGAUCCAAACUCAGCAUCUGGUGGUGCUCCCAAAAGUGGGAAGGACAAGGAGAAAAAAAGCAAGAAGAACUAUGAGGACGGAGACGGAAAGAAGAAGUUUACUCUCAAACGGCUGAUUCCUGAUGAGCUGGAGCGCUUCACCAGCAUGCGGACGAAGAAGGAGAAGUCGGGUCCGACGGGAAACAGACACUCAUCUGCCGCCCAAUAUGAAGUGCCGUCCCAGAGCAGCUCGCUGAACGAGCUGUCGGAUGAGUCUGUGCUGGAGCUGUUUGAGCAGAUGCUGGUGGAUAUGAACCUGAAUGAGGAGAAGCAGCAGCCACUGAGGCAGAAGGACAUCAUCAUCAAGAGAGAGAUGGUGUCUCAGUACCUGCACACCUCCACCGCUGGUAAGAGCCAAAAGGAAAGCUCAAGGUCAGCGCUGAUGUACAUCCAGGAGCUGAAAACCGAUCUGAGAGACGCACAGUUACUGACCUGCCUGGAGUCCCUGCGUGUGUCAUUAAACAACAACCCUGUCAGUUGGGUCCAGACGUUUGGAGCCGAGGGAUUGGCUUUGCUUCUGGCAUUCCUCAGGAAACUUCAAGAUGAGAAAGAAGAACCUUUGUAUGCUGGGAUUGGUGUUAAAUGUCAACAUGAGAUCAUUCGAUGUCUGAAAGCGUUCAUGAACAACAAGCACGGUCUGAAAGCCAUGCUGACGUCAGAAGAAGGAAUCCCUCUCCUUGUCCGAUCCAUCAAUCCAAAAGUCCCGCACAUGAUGGUGGAUGUAGUCAAACUGCUGUCUGCCAUCUGUAUCCUCGAGCAUCCAGGAAACUAUCAUGAGCGAGUUCUGGAGUGCAUCACUGAACAGGCUGAAGAGCAGGAGAUCGAGAGGUUCCAGCCGCUGCUGUCCGGCAUGCAUAAAAACUCCAUCACACUCAAGGCCGGUUGUAUGCAGCUGAUCAACGCUCUCAUCAGUCGAGUGGAGGAGCUGGACUUCAGGAUCCACCUGAGAUCAGAGCUCAUGAGACUGGGACUCAAAGACCUGCUGAAGGAGGUGAGGUCGAUAGAGAACGAGGAGCUCAAGGUUCAGUUGCAGGUAUUUGAAGAGCAGGCUGAUGAAGACUCUGAAGAUCUUCGCUCCCGUUUGGACGACGUCCGUCUUGAGAUGGAUGAUAUGACUGAAGUCUUCCAGAUCUUGAUGAACACAGUGAAGGACUCUAAAGCUGAACCUCUAUUCCUGUCUCUGCUGCAGCAUCUGCUACUGGUGCGAAACGACUACAUGGCCAGGCCUCAAUACUAUAAACUUAUCGAUGAGUGUACGGCUCAGAUCGUUCUGCACAGGAACGGCUGUGAUCCAGACUUCAAAUGCAGGAAGUUUGACCUGGAAGUGAGCCAUCUGAUUGAUAACAUGGUUGAUCAGACCAAAGUGGAAAUCAGUGAAGCUAAGGCCACGGAGCUGGAAAAGAAGCUGGAUGCAGAGUUGACGGCCCGUCAUGAGCUGCAGGUGGAGCUGAAGAAGCUGGAGGCCGAUUACGAGCAGAAGGUUCUGGAGCUGAGUACUGAUAAAGAGAAGCUGGGGAAAGAGAAGAGUGACCAGGAGAAAGAGAACCAGGGCUUGCAGUCAGAGAUCAGUGAACUGAAAGAGAAGAUCGAGAAGCUCUCAAAAGAUCUCGAAGAAGCCAAAGCGAAGGUGAUCACCGUGCAUGUGCCUGUGGUUCUGCCCCCCAGCCAAUCAUCUUCCACAGUGCCGCCCCCACCUCGUCCUGGUGAAGCCUGCCUACCUCCUCCCCCACAGGGACAGACGGGCAUGCUGCCGCCGCCGCCUCCUCUGCCCGGAGCACCUGGCCUGCCUGCACCCCCUCCGCCACCUCCUUUACCUGGAGCGGCUUGUAUGCCGCCACCCCCUCCGCCUCCGCCUCUACCUGGAGCGGCUUGUAUGCCGCCACCCCCUCCGCCUCCGCCUCUACCUGGGGCAGCCAAUAUGCCGCCUCCUCCUCCUCCUUUACCUGGAGCACCUGGUAUGCCACCGCCUCCUCCACCUUUACCUGGGAUGCCUGGUAUGCCACCGCCUCCACCUCCUCCACCUGGGAUGCCUGGUAUGCCUCCACCACCUCCUCCAAUGGGCGGUCCUGGAAUGCCUCCGCCCCCUCCUGGCGGGUUCGGUGGAUGGGCGCCUCCUGUUCCUCAGCUGCCCUUCGGCCUCCAGCCUAAGAAAGACUACAAACCUGAGGUGCAGCUGAAGAGAGCCAACUGGAGCAAGAUUGCAGCGGAGGAUCUAUUGGAAGACAGCUUCUGGGUGAAGGCCAAGGAGGAGCGCUUUGAGAACAAGGAGCUGUUUGCCAAACUCACCCUGACCUUCUCCACACAGACCAAGAGUAAAAAGGAUCAGGAGGCAUCUGAGGAGAAGAAAAAUGCUCAGAAGAAGAAGGUGAAGGAGCUGAAAGUGCUCGACGCCAAAACAUCCCAGAAUCUCUCUAUAUUUUUGGGUUCAAACAGGAUGCCUUAUGAAGAAAUGAAGAAUGUCAUCCUCGAGGUCAAUGAGAAAGUUCUGACUGAAAACAUGGUGCAGAGUUUGCUGAAAUUGCUGCCGGAGCAGGAACAAAUGAACGCAUUAUCAGAGAUGAAAGAUGAAUACGAGGAGCUGGCAGAGUCUGAACAGUUUGGAGUUGUGAUCAGUUCAGUGAAGCGUCUGAAGCCCCGUCUGAGCUCCAUUCUCUUCAGACUUCAGUUUGAGGAGCAGGUGAAUAACGUCAAGCCAGACGUGGUGGCGGUGACGGCCGCCUGCGAGGAGCUUCGGAAGAGCGAGAGCUUCGCCAAACUGCUGGAGAUAACGCUGCUGGUGGGAAAUUUCAUGAACGCAGGAUCACGCAACGCCAAAGCUUUCGGCUUCAGCAUUAGUUACCUGUGCAAGUUGCGAGACACUAAAUCAGCCGAUCAGAAACAGACUCUUUUGCACUUCCUGGCGGACACAUGUCAAGAGCACUAUCCUGAGGUCAUGACCUUCUCAGAAGAGCUCAUCCAUGUGGAGAAAGCAAGCAAAGUGUCAGCAGAGACUCUUCAGAAGAAUCUAGAUCAGAUGGGCAAGCAGAUUAAAAACCUGGAGAAAGACAUUGAGACGUUCCCCCCUCCACAAAGCGACAAGGACAAAUUUGUAGAGAAAAUGACCAGUUUUGUAACGACGGCUCAGGAGCAGUUUGAGAGGCUCAAGCUGAUGCAUGAGAACAUGGAGAAGCAGUAUGAGGAUUUAGGCAAGUACUUUGUGUUCGACCCCAAGAAAAUGAGUCCAGAAGAGUUCUUCGGUGACCUCAACAACUUCAGGAACAUGUUCCAGCAAGCAGUGAAAGAGAACCAGAAACGGAAAGAAGCAGAGGAGAAGAUUCGUCGAGCCAAACUGGCGCGAGAGAAAGCGGAAAAAGAGAAGGAGGAGAAACAGAAGAAAAUGAACGCUGGACAGAUUCCCAACAUCAAUGAUGAUGAUGAGACUGGUAUCAUGGAUGGUUUGUUGGAGGCACUGCAGUCUGGAGCUGCUUUCAGGAGGAAGAGAGGACCGCGACAAGCAGCCAACAAUCGGAGAGGAGCAGGUCACGCCGUGACAAACAUUCUCGCCAAAGAGCUUCUUCAAGAGGAACCCCAGCCCACUGCCACGAAAAAGACCCGAUUGGAGGCGGAGGACAGGAAAGAGUCGUCUCCGGACGUCACAGACUCGCUGGAGGACCUCUUAGACGACGCUCCGUUACGCUCCAAUUAAGGACUGCUGAUCCUGCCGGCUAAAAGACAGACUGUGUUUGGGGACCAAACCUGCGAGGGCGGGGCUCUCGCUAAACCACACCCCUCGAGUAAGCCCACACGGCUUCCUAUUGGCCGUCACACUGGAGGAGUGGCCUCAUCUCAUCACUGUCACACUCGUUUUGUCGUUUUCUAGCACUCUUUCUCUAAACACAAGGUUACUCUAUCACUGUCGUCUGCUUUUGCAGGAUUCCAAAGAUUUGUGUAUAGAUUCCAGAACAUUUUGUUCCAUUCCAAAUUCAUCCUCAAGCGUCCUCUUCUGGUUCCUUUUGAAAACAAACAUCUGUUCUGCUUUGUUUAGCUUUUUUACUUUGACUUAUCAUGUGGCUGAAAGUUUGAAAUAAGUUACAUUGUAUUCGAAACGCAACGUGCCAAUAAUGUCGACUCCAUAAAUGUUCAAUUAGUUGUACUAGAGGUGUUCUCACUGAGGUUCUGUAGCCAUCACAAGGAGGUCUGGUACCUGUUCACAAAGUUGUUUCUCUCUGUACUCUUCUGUUUCUGGGUACUUCUUUCUGUCAUUUUAAUUGAAUGUUGUUUAAAUCUCAGAAAUACUUAUUUUCACUAGCUACAUUCAUUGAGCCUCAUUCAUUCAAGUCGCACGUAAACCAGAAUUAAAUGCGACAAUUUAUGCAAAAACGGUUUCAGAUAGAAUUAAUAAAACAAAGUGUGUAAAUUGUUGCAUUGAAUUAAAUGCAAUAGUCUACUUCACAGUGAUUUUAUGCAUAAUAUGUGUGUUGAUUGCUGCACUUCCUAAAUUUACAUAGAAUCUGUUUUGUGAAUGGCAUUUGGUCAGUUUUGUCUUUCCAGAAACGUCCAUUGUGUUUUUGUGUUUGUGAAGUGCUGUAGUCGAUAUUUUCUGCACACUGAAGAUCCAAACAUGCUGGUAUGUACGCCAGACAGUUUUUAGUGGCGUUGACGAUAAAUCAUUUUUCAUUUACUACCGGACAGUGAGUAAAAAGUCAGUGAAUUGCGAAAUAUCUAUUUUGAGGGCAAAAGUAACAUUGACGGGUCUUUUGGCAUUUAUUUCUCUAUGAUAAACGGUUUGAUCAAGCCAAAUCUGAGGGACUGUGGCAGAGCACUUCUAUCAUUGGUGCUGAAAUAUGUUAAAAGCUGCACAUAGAUUUAUUAAACUUUAGUAUUUUUCAUUGCAGUCUUCGAAAGACGGUGAGAAAAUGUCCCUGUCUUUUAUGUUGACUGAUCACCAGCAGAUACUGUUUAACCAGUCGACCGUUAAGAUUGUUCUCGAGUCAUAAACUGAUUUUGUGUCGGUGACACAGGGAAGUAUGACCUCAGAGUUUCAGCUUUGCAAUAUAUAAGACUUACCUGAAUGUUGAUGUUGGCUUAAUGUUUGAGAGUAGAGAUCACUGUUUAAAGCCAUAGCUCGGACUGUAAUUGUCAAGAAUUCCUGAGAAAUUGUCUUCCUAUAUUAAAAUAUAUAUGCAUUUAUGUAACGUAUAUAAAACAGCGUCAAUGUUUUGGCAGCAAUCCCUUCUCUAAAUGCUGCCUAGAAACCAACAAGUCUGAAAUAGCUUGAGAAUGUCCUGUUUUUGGAGUUUUUGAAGCCAAAUUUCCAAAUUUUGACAUUUUAAAAUUUUUGUGGACUGCAGUUUUGGAGAACUGGCAAUUUGAUAGUACUGAUGGUUGUGCAAGUCAACAGUGUCACUUUUUUUUUUUUUUUUUUU